CUCCCUGACGAAUGGAAAGGAAAGAAUUUACGAAUCCGGAGGAAAUUAGCGAAACUGCAUUGCGCUCGAAAGCGUCGCGUUGGGCCGGAAAUGGCCGUCGGAUUCGGGAUCCACGGUGCAGGUUUGAAUUUACGUGAGGUGGAUUAUGACAGGGUGACCCACCACGUCUCGUGUCUCGCGACGGGAGAGAGAGGGGCGGUCACCAACGUGUGACGUGGACGUCCACGUCAGAGGCAGCCCGCCCACCGUCCGUGCUGGAGCUACAGGGCACGAUGACCUGGGGAGCGAGUUCUGGACCGCCCGUCGUCAGCGAAGGGAAGCGCGAGCGCGCGGGGUCCAGGAGGAGGGGGCGUACUUGACCUGGCCUGCGUACGUGGUUGGGGUUGGGUGACGCAGAGCGCGCGGUAGUACUACAGGGAGGGGUGCGGUAGGGCCGUGCGCUGCAUCGAAGUGUGUGAGGAAUGCAAUUUAUGCAAUGUAUGUAUCCUUCGAACACGAUCGUCUAAAUUUACGCCAUGGCGAUUGCGGACUUGAUUGCGCGAAGGAGAAAAGCAGGAGGGAUCGAGUGCUCACCCGCAAGAAAUCUGGAGCCGCGGGGCGUGGAAUGGGUGCUGAGUCUAUUUUCGACAUGUUUCUUCUCUCCCGUGGUCCUUGGCAUUUAUGAGGCCCAAUGGAAGCGCUCGUUCCUCAAUCAAAGGGGCUCGAGAAGCUCGUCUCGGACGAGCCCUGGGCCCCCAUUGCCCCCUCACGUAUAUUCCAACCACGAAUGACGACGAGCCUUGCAUUGAAUCGAAGACACGUGAAUAUGACUCGCCGGAGGAAAAUACAUGAGCAAUGUCGGGGUGGAGACGACUUGUCGUCUAUGGAGUGGCAGAAAAGUUUGGCAUGAGACAAGCCCACAAUCAAGACUCGACGUUGUGGUUCUCGAACAUUUUAAUUUCCCCUUUCAUUCAAUCUGCGAGGAGAUUGUCCUCCACACUAUCGAGAUAUACACUCGGGCCAUGAAUGGAGGAAAGCGAGGCUUCGUUAAUCGGUGAAGAUGAUUGAAUCAUGUGCCCACAGUUCCAAAUUACGGAUCCUCACACCAAAAUAUCUGGUCAGUUGACUCCGGUCCUGCAGAAGAGCAUCGGCCCCGCUUGAAGAUUGUACACCCGGAAGUACUCACACGGAUUUGGACGACGUAGGGCAAGAAGUUCCAAGAAGUUCCAAGAAGACCAAACCUCGUCAUCGUGUGCAUCGGAGAAAGCCCAGUCUUGCGAGUUUUAGUCUCCCGCCGAGUUCCAAUGGGAUCAUCUUCCCGGUUUUGCUGCCCUCCUCCUCAGCUAUCGUAACCUUCUUUGGGACUUACACUUGGAGGCGUCAAGAGCUCCUUUCGUGACGAGGACUAUGGAGUCGGCCGGUGCGGAACCCUCCGUCCUCGGUCGAUGGUGACGUUGAUUCCUUCAAUUUCAUCUCUCCUUCCGACGUGCCAGCUACGAUCGUCUCGUCUCGAUGGCAAAAUUCCAUGACACGGCUCACAGUAGUUACUUUGCCAUUAUGAACGCCCUUCGGGCAUUCAUAGGAAGGUAAACGUAGGGGCGACGUAAAUUUCUUUGGAACGAGCUCGUGCUAAUUUUAUUAGCACGAUGGUCGGGCAAAGAACUGGGAGGGGCUCAGGGAUGGAUGGAUGGUUCGAGACGUAGAGGUCUAAUGAGCAGCGGUCGAUGUUAUGGGCCCCAGAUGCCGCUGCCGGGGUUGGUGCAGAUGCUCGUGCCCUGCUUCAAUUUUAGCAGGAGCCAUUGAAGGAUUGGAGGCGAGAGGAUUCCAUAUUUGACUUGUUUACUACGAGAGAGCUAGUUCGCAUUCUUGAUGCGGCGAAAGUCAACCUCUAGACUUCUUUUCUCAUCGUCGUCCUUGCAUGAAAUCAUGAGCGGCCUUCGAGGAUUAUCGUACGAACCUCUAAAAGGAGAACGUGCUACAACGUGAGUCUUCGACCAUAGGUUCGAGAGCCGGAAGGUACAGUCGCGAGCGAUGGUAUGCCUCACCACCUACUACGUCUAGUGCCGCUAGUACUGCGUCGAGACAUGGAGCUCUGAGAAAUCUUACGCGAUUUCGCAGCUAUUUCUAUCUAUCGCUGUACCUCUCUACAACAUACACCAACUCUCCGCGUGCCCGCUUUUGGCUCCAGUGGAUCGAUCGACAAUCUGUUACACAUCGACCUUCGUCACAAACCAAGAUUUUCUAUCAUCAUAUCCAUCAUUUGAUACGCGCACCACACCUUUUGCCGAGUCGAGAGAUGACGCUUCGACUUAUUCGACCAUUCGGCAUCCUUCCCACCUUGAGAUAUCAUUAUUUUCUCCGAGUAUCUAUGGUCGAUGCCCCUCGCAUAGACGUCGACCUUUGUCGUUACACUUGCCAUCGUCGCGCGUCCGAAAGCUCUACGCUAGUGGUUCAUGAUGGACGGACUACGACGCUUGGCUUUUAUUUGAUGAGAAGCACUUCUAGGAGCUCGUAUCACAUCGAGAGCGAAAGGCUACGCACUCAUUUCUCUACUUUCUCGCAGUGCGGUGAACACCCAAUUUCAAAUCCCGGGCGAGACGGAUUUCUGCCUCGCUCCUCGGAGGAAGACAUCUCAUGAAGACCCAUGAAGUGCGUGCUUCUUUCUUGCUCUAGCACCCCAAACUCCAUCUUCAUGUGUCGCGCGACAUCUUCUUGAUGUAUCCACACGAUUGUGGACUUCGCGCGAGAGACGUUCUCACCACAAAACGGAACCGGCGGACGAGGUCUUAAACAUUCUUUCAAAUCGAAAUCGAGCAUGACCACCACGUCAUGGGAUAAGAGCGAAACAGUCCCUUCCGCUCGGAGGGCGACACGCUCGACUCUUGAUUGGGAAAAUCGAGCCUUUAGGAUGAGAUACGCCUCUAAGACAGAAAUCUUGAGCAGGAGCGAGUCACAUACAUUAUUGGGAAUACUAUUGACAUCUUAUUAUUAAUGGGGUCUUUUUAGUUUUACAAACUGAUUGGAGCGGCGUUACUGUUUUCGUCGAACAAGAUCUUCCUCUUGAGCUGAAGUACCUUGAGCGCGGGCGAGUCCUUCGCAUGGUAAUAAAGACGCUGGCGGUUGAUCCUCUCGGUAAGUAGUGAGCAUUGGUGAGCACCAUCGAUCCAAAGCAUAAGAAUAUCGAGAGGCAUGCGCAGGGUGCAUAAUUGUGUGCACUGUUUCAGCUGCUAAAAUGAUGGAGUAUGCGUCGGUGUUUCUGCGUUAAAAUCGCUAAUAAGUUGCCUCCACUUCGACGACAACAACCUUUUAGGUAACUCAGCAGACGGAACUAUGCAGCGACGCGCUUUCACCGGCAGCAGUUAGUAAACAUCUUGAACAGUUUGAUUGGAACUUAUCAUAUGAAAAGUGCUAAUAAUCAUCGCCCACCUUGGGAAAUCAACUUCUCUCGGUCCCGAAGAUCUUUCGUUUUCCCUUUCUUGUCCAAAUCAAGAUCACCACUUAAACCUAAUUGACCCUGUGCGUUAUUUUCG
Messenger RNA from Marchantia polymorpha subsp. ruderalis, 3509 nucleotides. The record is from the annotation of a GenBank genome assembly. Lineage: Eukaryota; Viridiplantae; Streptophyta; Marchantiopsida; Marchantiales; Marchantiaceae.